Molecule: messenger RNA, 1518 nt
Organism: Penicillium malachiteum
Lineage: Eukaryota; Fungi; Ascomycota; Eurotiomycetes; Eurotiales; Aspergillaceae
Exons: 5
Coding region: 1-1518 (505 amino acids)
Biological process (GO): transmembrane transport
Molecular function (GO): transmembrane transporter activity
Source: RefSeq, a predicted model, not a curated record
AUGACAGACUUCGAGUCGGAUGAGUCCAAGAUCUCAUUAGAGAAGGAGCUUCGAGAGCGACAUCUCGAACUCACUCCGGAUGGAAGCGCUCUACGAUGGAGACGUGACAAUCCUAAAUAUCCGAGGAAUUGGACGGGGCUUCGGAAAUUUUACGAUACAGGGGUUAUCUGUUUGUUGGAUCUCUUUAUAACUGCAAGCAGUACAGCAGGUGCGGCCGCAGCAGCAGAAGCAAAACACGAAUAUCAUCUAGAUCCAACCUUGGCAACUUUUUGCUUUGUCUCUUUAUUCCUCCUUGGUCAGUGUCUAGGUAACAUUGUUUUACCUCCAUGGUCUGAGUGCUUUGGGCGGAAGAGGAUGUACCUUCUCAGCAGUGGUCUGAGCAGUAUCUGCUGUGCAGUCAUCGGACUUGUUCAUUCUCUACCCACAGCUAUUAUUAUGCGCAUUAUUGCUGGCACUCUUGCGGCGGUUCCUGGAACCAUUCUGGGAGGAAGUAUUGAAGAUUUGUUCAAUAGUCAGGCCCGAAUCUGGGUCGUGUUUUUCUGGACUGCCGCUUCCAAUAUUGGCUUGAUACUUGGGCCUAUCAUGAGCAGUUAUAUCAUUGAGGCUCUAGAUUGGCGAUGGGUAUUUUUUACCUACGCAAUGAUUCUCGCGGCUCUCACAAUCCUAUUAAUGUUCAUCAAAGAAUCCCGAUCGUCUUGCGUCUUGACAUGUGAGGUUAAUAAGCUGCGGCACAUACUUCCCACAAUUCCAUCGGCCCUGAAUCACGAUCACUCUCCGGAUAUGCAAACGUUCGCGAAGGAAGCCCUCUUCAGACCAGUUCAAUUAUUUUUCCAAGAGCCAAUCAUUUUUACAAUUUCUAUGAUGAUCUCUGUUGCAAUGUCUAUUAUUUACAUUUUCACCGAAGCUCUGCAACCCAUCUAUCAAUCUAUGGGCUUCUCCGCAUCACAAGCCUCAUUGAUCUUUAUGGCGAUUGGUCUAGGGACUUGUUUUAGCACUCUGACCCGUAUCCUCGAUUGCUAUAUCUUCAACCGUCGACGCGAUCAAGGUCUUCCGAUCAAGCCAGAGCACAAGCUAGCAGGUCUGGCAAUCGGUGUGCCCUUCCUGGCAGUUGGGCUAUGGUGGUUCGGAUGGACCAUCCCGCCUAAGGUACCGGCACUAGGUGGACACUGGGUAGUGCCCACCGUCGCACUAGUUCUUGUUGGCUAUGCAUUGACAGAGUUAGACUCGGUUUUAUAUGGGUAUAUAUCGGACAGUUAUUUGAGUUACUCAGCGAGUGCGACCGCGGCUGUUGCAUUCAUGAGAGGUAUGCUAUCUGCAACAUUUCCACUUUUCACAAAUCAGAUGUUCGAUGGGUUAGGUGCCAAUAUCGCCGUUUCAAUACUGGCCGCUGUUGCAACGGUAUUCUGCGUUGUUCCACCCUUGUUCAUUUGCUAUGGUGAGAGAAUUCGAAAGAAGAGUCGUUUUGCAAGGUACAGUUGGGAAAUUCAAGAGGAGAUGGGAAAAGAGGAUGAAAUUUAG